AUGAAAAAGGGAGUGCCUAACAAGCUGUUUGCCGGUUGCUGUUACAACGCCAUUUUCAACCUUCUCGACUUUGCAGCCGGCGUCGUACCAUUCACAAACGUUUCUGAGGACGAUGAGAAGGAGCUAGCGUCUUACCCAGAGAAGGACCCGUGGGAUAAACUGAUAAAAGCCGACUCCAAGGGAUGCGUCGGCCUACCAGUGGGAAUACAAGUGGCAGUUCCUCCUUAUAGAGAAGAACUCGGCCUCCGCCUUCUGCAAGAACUUGAGCUGAACCGACCGAACAAACCUGAAUAA
Ostertagia ostertagi is the source of this 294-nucleotide messenger RNA. The record is from the annotation of a GenBank genome assembly. Lineage: Eukaryota; Metazoa; Nematoda; Chromadorea; Rhabditida; Trichostrongylidae.